This is a messenger RNA of Oppiella nova, 1250 nucleotides long. The record is from the annotation of a GenBank genome assembly. NCBI's taxonomy places the organism in Eukaryota, Metazoa, Arthropoda, Arachnida, Sarcoptiformes, Oppiidae.
AUGCCCCCAAAGCUAACCCUAUACUACAUAAUCUCUUCAGCCAAUCGUACGGUCGAUGUAUUCGUUGACUUCGAGUUAGGUUUCGCCGCUUCUGUCCCUUCGGACGGCAUUCUUGGUCGGCUCGUUGUGGGACAGCCCGAGGAUGGGUGCGAGCGAAUGGCUGGCCCUCCAGACAACCAGACGGGUGUCAAGUGGUUUGUUCUCGUCAAGAGGUAUCCGUGUCAGUUCACGCAGAAGGUCCAGAAUGCUAUGAAGGCUGGAUUCGAUGCCAUUAUCAUCUAUAAUAUAGAUGUGAUGACUGUUAAGAAGUAUUCUUUGGUCCAUUCGCCACAAACUGAAAAUGGAGUCACAAUUCCAGCGCUUCUCAUAUCCUUUGAGGACGGAUGGGCUCUCAAGAGGGAAUAUCUAUGGAAUAAAGGCUUUACUUUAAUGAUAUUACCGGAUCUGCCCUUCAAUUUGAACGCUUAUCUCUUGCCAUUCGCUAUCGUAAUCGCUGUCUGUCUUCUUCUGAUGAUUUCAUUUAUGAUCUUUCAGAUCGUGAAGUGUAUUCGCGAUAGAAAGAGACGACUCAGACAUCGCCUCUCAUCCCGACAUCUCAAACAGAUUCCGAUCCAAAAAUAUAAGAAAGGCGAUCAGUACGACACGUGUGCCAUAUGUCUAGAGGAGUACGUCGACAACGAGAAACUCCGUAUUCUUCCGUGUGGUCACGCCUAUCAUGUCAAGUGCAUCGACCCCUGGCUCACAAAGAAUCGUCGCGUUUGUCCCGUAUGUAAGGGGAAAGUAGUUCUCCCGGGAAUGAGUGAUAUCAGCGACACUGAGUCCGAGUCGGAAGCGCACAAUACCGGCGCCAACGAGAGAACGCCAUUACUUUUUGCUGAUAGGGCUCACACCAGACAUAGAAACAGACGUCGGCGCCGAUCGUAUCCACAAACGAGCGCUUCGACUGAACAAACAAACCAAACAAACACUGAAUCGGCAGCUAAUGAGACGGUCGAUGCGAACAGCCCUCUCCUGAUCAUUGACACCGUGAGUAUGAGUGCGCCUAAUGUUCGACUCGUCGAAGUGGACAUCACUCCUAUGAUGGCUCCGACUUACCUCUCAGUGAACUGUGACUCCGAAGAAUCGGUGAUCGAAGUGGCCGAUGAGGUGACCCCUCCGCCUCCCGUCAGCGCCCCUCCAGUCGAGGCUAGAAGUUCAAGGAGUCGGCGACAGGAUGUGAUCGUAUAGUUUAUAUAGACUUAUAGUCAGGA